Oncorhynchus nerka (sockeye salmon) is the source of this 6338-nucleotide messenger RNA. Its product is annotated as neurabin-2-like. NCBI's taxonomy places the organism in Eukaryota, Metazoa, Chordata, Actinopteri, Salmoniformes, Salmonidae. The record is from RefSeq and is a predicted model, not a curated record. The coding region runs from base 221 to 2752 and encodes 843 amino acids. The transcript is spliced from 11 exons. Gene Ontology annotation, molecular function: actin filament binding. Gene Ontology annotation, biological process: calcium-mediated signaling; neuron projection development; actin filament organization. Gene Ontology annotation, cellular component: cytoplasm; dendrite; postsynaptic density.
GAGAGAGAGAGAGGGAGAGGGAGAGCGCGAGAGAGAGAGAGAAAAGGCAUCAGUUCGCUACGUUCGCAAGGGAAUCAAUCAGAAGCGAAAACAGAACGUGGACACAAUGGAUUCUAUAAUAGACGGAUUGUAACUUGAACGAAACACUGUGAGCAAGGGGGAGGAAGACAGAGGAGCUAUGCUGUUACUUCCAAGUCUCAGUGGCUCAGUUUGAUUAACCAUGAUGAAGACUGAACCCCCAUCGGCGGGCAGUGCCAGCUCCACCCUCCGGAGCCCGUCCCCCCACAGGAACGCCUAUGAGGCGGGCAUCCAGGCUCUGAAGCAGGCCCACGACGCCCUGAAUAAUGCCGCCAAUGGGGACGAUGCUGCCAAGGAUGGAAAGCCACCACGGCCUACCGGCAGGGGCCGCCGCCAGUACGGCUCCAAUGUCCACCGCAUCAAGAACAUGUUCAUGCAGAUGCAGUCGCCUGGCGAUGAGGAUGACCCGUCCAAGGCCAAUGACCAGGCGGUGCGGCUGUCCCUGCCCAGGGCCAGCAGCCUCAAUGAGGACGUGAACCACAGCGCCCUGCUCAAGCUGGGCGCCACUGUCUCCGAGCGCGUCAACCGCUUCGACCCCAAGGGCGGCGAAGUCGGCGGGUCCCGAGGGGCCUCAGCGGGGUACUCCAAGCUGCAGGAGACGAGGAAGAUCUUCGAGCAGCGCCAGCUGCAGGAGAAGCAGUCGGCCACCAACCGCAUCCUGCUCAAGAAGGAGCGUCCGGUUUCAUCCGCUGUCCAGGACAGUCGGCUGGAUGUGGUAGUGCGCUUCAAUGGCAGCACUGAGUCUCUGGACUGCCUGGAUAUGGUAGGGGGAGCCGGUGAGGCAGUGUCGCCCACCGUUAGCCAGCUAAGCGCUGUCUUCGAGAAGGGUGACCUGAGGAACAACCUGAACCGGUCCUCCUCCACGUCCCCAUUGCCCUCCCGAGAAGAAAGCCCCACUCCGGUGAAAACAGCGGAAUGCCUCAACUCCAAAAUCAUCGCCAGGAAGGUGCAAGUCUUGCCCCCAGGAAGUCAGGAGGAUGGGAGCAGCCAACCCUUGGACCAGGAGGGUUCCCCCAGAAGCCCCAGGAACAGAGUAGCUCCCCAAAACGACAACUGCUCCUCAGGAAGUCCACAAACAGGGGACAGGACCUCUUCUGCUUCUACCGAAGCCAAGCCUGAGAGGGAGAGAGGGAAGGAAGCCAGGGGCUCAAGUACCGGAGGCGAGCCUGGCAGGGAACCAAUACCCAGGGACCAAGAGGACUCCUCCGCACCCGAGGCAGGAAGCCGGCUGGUGCAGGCCGAGAUCCACGCCUCACUGGAAAAUGGAGAGGCCUCUGGGGCCCCCAGUGACAUGGUAGGGCGGCAGGAGGGAGAGAGGGGCCACAGGGAGGAGCCAGGGGAGGGGCCCCAAUGUGAGGGACAGGAAGAGGAUGGCCUGGAGGAGGAGUCUCGUAAGGAUGAUUACUCGGAGGGCGACCUGGUGGACAUCAGCGCAUACAGCGGCAUCGGAGAGGACUCCGGCGGCAGCCAGCUGGAUGAGGAGGAGGAAGAUGAGCCCUACGAGCCAGAGUCGAGCUGCUCUGAGAUCCCGGGACUGCCUGCUGAGGAGGAAGCACCGCCGGAGAACAGGAAGAUCUGCUUUAGCACUGGACCGAUAAAGGUGUUCACCACGUACUCCAACGAGGACUACGACCGGCGUAAUGAUGACGUGGAUCCCAUGGCGGCGUCGGCUGAGUACGAGCUGGAGAAGAGGGUGGAGAGACUGGACCUCUUCCCUGUGGAAUUGGAGAAAGAUGGGGACGGUCUGGGGAUCAGCAUCAUUGGCAUGGGUGCCGGGGCGGACAUGGGUCUGGAGAAACUGGGCAUCUUUGUCAAGACGGUCACUGACGGAGGAGCUGCACACCGAGAUGAAAGGAUCCAGGUGAAUGACCUGAUCGUGGAGGUGGAUGGGACCAGUCUGGUGGGCGUGACCCAGGCCUUUGCUGCCUCCGUCCUCAGGAACACCACCGGCACUGUCAAGUUCAUGAUUGGCCGAGAGAAGCCAGGUGAGCAGAGCGAGGUGGCCCAGCUGAUCCAGCAGACCCUGGAGCAGGAACGCUGGCAGAAAGAGAUGAUGGAGCAGCGUUACAGCCAGUACAUGGAGGAGGACGAGGAGACAGGUGAGUAUGCCACGGACGAGGAGGAGGAGAUGAGCCCCAUGUUCCCCAACGCCAUAGAGGUGUUUGACCUGGCGGAGAAUGAGGACAUGCUCUCCCCAAUGGAGAUGGACCCUGAGAAAAUGGCCCACAAGUUCAAAGAGCUACAGAUAAAGCAUGCGGUCACCCAGGCUGAGAUUCAACAGCUGAAGAGAAAGCUGGCGCAUUCAGAGCAGGACAAGCUGCGCUGGCGCAUGGAGCGUGCCCAGCUGGAACAGAGCGUUCGGGAGAACAAGGAGCGCAUGGAGAAGCUGGAGGGCUACUGGAUGGAGGCCCAGAGUCUGUGUCAAGCGGUGGACGAACACCUGAAGGAGACACAGGCCCAGUACCAGACCCUGGAGCGCAAGUACAGCAAGGCCAAGCGCCUCAUCAAGGAAUAUCAGCAGAAGGAGAUUGAGUAUCUGAAGAAGGAGACGGCUCAGCGCAGAGCCCAAGAGGAGACAGAGGCCACUCAUAAGGAAGAGGCCGACAACCUCCAGGACAAGAUCACAGACCUGGAGACCAAGGUGGAUGCUCUGAAGACCUCUGAUCCCUCCUAAACCUCUGGCAGAGAGAGGGAAAGGAGGGACAAUGCCUUCUCACUUUUACAAUCCACGUUGCACCUGACGGAUUGUAAGAAUGACGAAAGAAGAAGAAAAUAAUGGAGAAAGGAAGACUUUAGGUGCAGCAGUUUUAAGUGGGGAGGGGGGGGGGGGGGGUGUUGAAUACUUUUUUUUUUUUUUUUACUGAUGUCUGUCAUUUGCUUCGAGCCGCGUCAACAAUCCCAAUAUGCUCCUUAUUCAGUACCUGGAGUCCUUGUUGCAUUGAACCACAUUCAACUAGUUAACUACCCAACUGAUCUAUCUGUGAAGGAGGUUGCUUGUCUUCUAUGCUCUUCUUUUUGUCUAAUCACUUGUAAAAUAACUAACCAGGAAAUACAGCCCCUACUGACUUAAUGCUUCUAGUCUAUUCUAGACUGACUGGAUAUGGGGAACAGAACCGGACAGAAUAAACUGCAUUGAUGACAGAGACUCUCCUCCGAUACUGGUGAAUAUACUGGUGAUAGACCGUGCUUCUGCUGUAUGGCAUGAUCUCUCUUGAUUUCUACUAACUGAACAAAGGAAACUGUCCGCUUCCCCUUUUUGCUAGACUGCUCCCCUUGUAUGAUGGAAAGACUCAGGUUGGGUUCGAGUUAAUUUGUACAGUGAUGAAAUGCUUGUUUUGUAUAUAUUCUUUACAUAUAUUUAAAAUAGCUUAAAAAGCUUAAGCAUUGGUGGCUGGGUUGGGGGGUGGGAGGGUGUUGAAUGGAAUCGACGUAAGCAUCGAGAAGACUGGGUAUACAGAAGAUGGUCCUAAUUCCAAGUGGAUAUAGGACACGCAAAGUGGGUGCAUUUUCCUUUUCUAUUAGCAACAUGGCAAACAGGGUGUGAAUAUGUGUACGGUUAACAGUUCAAUGUGUUACUAGUGGUUUUACUUGCGUAUGUCUCACCUUGGGUUCUGAUAAUGUAGAGGGUCAGUAUUAUUUGACUUUGUGCUUCACUCUAUAUGAGUUUCAGAAUCCGGGUUUUUCCCGCCCCGACCAGUAAGGUCUUACUCACGCUCUAACGUUUGCAUCUGGAAUCACUGCUAGAUUAGCAAAGGGGGUUAAAUCUAGCCCCCAGACGGUGUAGCCCUUCGAAUUUGGGGACUAGAUGUCAAUCUUUGUGUAAUGUUGGGGUAGCUAGAACCAUGGGGAAAUGUUGUUACAUAGCAGCUUUAUGAAAGAGAGUGAGAUUGACGGAGGCAGGGGGGGGGGGGAAUUCUCCAGCAUGCCUCAAUAGUCUCAAGUGGCUUCCUGUCUUGUCUCUUUUUCUUCACUUCAUCUGAUCUGAAAAACACAGGGAAGGUAAAAGCAAAGCAGUGUGUCUGAUCUGAUUCCUACCAGAGGUGCUCCUGUCACCUGUCCAGUGUAUCUCAGGUCAGUGCAGAUGAAGGAGACCGGAAGAGGCCACUGUGGACUACUGAGGUGCAGUAAAAAGGUCUUUGUCUGUAGACGCGAUGCUCUCACUUGAUUCUCCAAUAAUACCAGUCAGCUGCCUUGCUCCCUCUUUGCUGCUCAUGUUUGUCAACAGUGUCUUUUUUUUUAUCUAAGACUAGGCAUUUGGAACUUCCUGUCAUCACUUACUUCACUGUCCCCUAGUAGCACAAACAGGUCAGACUUAUUUGCCCCCACUAUGUAUUCAUUUUUUAAUCUUAAAAAUGGCCCUAUUAUUAUUUUUAUCUUGUAUCAUUUGAAUUGUUUUAAUGUCAAAUUUGUAUUAUUUUAACUAUGAAAACAGAUGUAUUUGACAGUGUUUUCAUGGGCCCAAUGUUACUGUACAGCUCUGUCAUGUUGCAGUACUGCUCUAAGCCAGGAGGUGUCACACUUUCAGUGAGUUUUGAUUGAGAGAAGGCAUACUAGGUCAUCAGGUCGUGAACAAUUCCUGGUUUGCCAUCUCUGGAAUAAGCUGGCACGUUUUAUGACCAUAUUUUGCAGUAUUAGGUAAUAUUGGAGUCGAUGUGUGAACAACUUCCACAUGCUGAGAAGUGGCAUUGAACAGAACUUUAAAGGCCCAGUGCAGUCAAAACAUGAUUUCCUGUGUAAAAUUAUAUAUUUCCAUGUUGAAAAUUCUGAUAAUGCCCUUUUAGUGUAAGAGUUGUUUGAAAAGACUGCUUGGGAAUUUCUGCCUGUUUUGGUGGGAUGGAGUUUAGGCCUGCCCUAAUUAGCUAAUAUAAUUCCAAACAGCUAGUUUUCAGUUUCCAUCUGCCCACUCAGACCACUCCCAGGCAGUCCUAGAAAAAUGAUUGCUUGAGAAAUUGCUCUUUGCUAAGAAAGUAUUUUUGUUUCUUUUUGAUGAUUUGAAUUGAAAACAAUCACAGUAAGGUACUUAGAUGUUACCCAGAAAUGAAUUCAUAUUGAGAUGAAAUGGAGGAAUUUGACCUUUUUUUUAAGCAAAAGGAAACCCGUUCCAAAAAAAAUGACUUUUCUGUGUUUGUCCUGUAUGGCCUACUAACUCCACACAGUAUGCUUGUAUAGGAUGCUGGCGGUAACAUAGUGAGUGUGCCAGUAUGGAACACACAUGGUCCAACUUAGAGAUAAGCAGUGCCUCUCUCAUCUCAAGACCUUUUUUCUCCCCUGUCCCCAAUGGUAUUAUUGCUACUUUGCGCUUUCCUCUUGGCUAUAUGCAGUAUAUGUUUACUUUUUUAAAAAUCCAUCUUCAUAGUGAAUACCUUGCCUACAGUUGUGAAUCAAAACUGUUGACCUCUACUUAACCAAAAGAGAGAGAACUGCGUAGAACACAUUCAGAUACGCUGCUACUGUGUCUGUUAAUGUAUGACUCUCAAACGGACCUAACCAACGGACUUGCCUGUAAAGUCUUCAUCACAAAAUGGACUCCUUCUCUCACCUCUCAGAUGGCGGGCAGACACUGGACAAGUAUCAUUUAACGACAAACGGGACUAAAUGAAAUAUGUUCAUCCAUGAACAUUCCAUGGCUAGGUAUGCUGUCAGUAAAGUUACGACCAUGGGAAACGUGUCAGAAAUGGGAUAGUUGACCAAUGAAAUGGCUGGGUGAAAAAGGGAUGUGGUUUACUGAAGUGGAUCUUUGAAUUUGACACGACAUUUAGCAUCUUUGUGAUUCCAGUUCUGAUAGUACCCCUUCGAGACAGUAUUAGAAUACAGUACAUAUGCUGGGCAAUGCAUAUCUGUACUUCAGAAUAGGAAAGGGGAACCACAUGUACACAUAAACCACACGCCAAUGAGGGCAUGAAACAGGAGCUCUAUAUUGUGAUCUAGACCAGAUUAAUCGUAUGGUGUCUCGUCUUUUCACAUUCCAUUGUACACUUUGUCAUUACUUCGCAUAAAUGCUGUUGGAAAUUCUAAAUUCUAGAUCUCUGCUUCAUACUAGAGGAUCUUGCGUUAUUGACCAUGGUCCAUUAGUAAGUGUAAUAGCAUUGCCCUCUGAGGUGGAAGGAAACUGGUUACAUUCCUUUUUGUAUUCUUUUUUUUUUAUCCUUGCCUUGUGGUUUGCAAACACAAUGAGUAAGAGGGGAAAAAGUCCUGAAAUUCAUCGUUUGUCUCACAUAGUUUACUGUCAUUGUUAAUAAAUGCAGAUGUGUUGAACAAGA